Anguilla rostrata (American eel) is the source of this 2220-nucleotide messenger RNA. RefSeq names its product agouti-related protein-like. Gene Ontology annotation, molecular function: type 1 melanocortin receptor binding; neuropeptide hormone activity. Gene Ontology annotation, cellular component: extracellular region. The transcript is spliced from 5 exons. Gene Ontology annotation, biological process: adult feeding behavior; positive regulation of feeding behavior; neuropeptide signaling pathway. The record is from RefSeq and is a predicted model, not a curated record. Lineage: Eukaryota; Metazoa; Chordata; Actinopteri; Anguilliformes; Anguillidae. The coding region runs from base 151 to 756 and encodes 201 amino acids.
AAAAUUAUGUCCCUGUUCGGUUUAGCUUGGCCUCAGGGGGGAAAUGAUGAUGGGGGAGACACGAUCUGUUUGAGGCACCUGCGCAGUUUCACCGUGCCGACAUUGAAGAGGUAUGAAAAAGCCAACCAUUCUUGUGAAUGAAGAGACGUCAUGAGCACAAAUCCCUCCCACUCAUUCGGACCGCGUGUCCGUUGCCUUCCUCUUCAGCGAAGCCUUAAAAAGGCAGCCAAGACCCCCCUAUGGAAGAGGCACCUGAACAAGAUUCACAGCAGUGCCAGCACCCGUCCCAGAAAUCCUCGUCAGGCAGAUCAGAUCCACGUCAGUAUGUGGAGCUCGCUGGUGCUCGGCUGGUGGGUCCUGUGUGGAACCCAGGCUUUGGCAGGGGCUGUGCAUGGGAGUGGCCGUCCCCAGGAGACUCCAUCCAGCCUGCUAAUGUCAGGGAAAGAGUCACCGUUCCUGUCCAGCAUAGGGGGAGGGCCAUAUCACAGACUUGGCCCUGAGCGCUUCGUCAUUGAGUCUGAGGAGCUGCUGGUGGAGGACACUGGACUGUACAACGAAGCGGAGGACGUGUCUGAGUUGCUGCCCCUGCAGAGCCGGUCGGUGCGCUCCCCCCGUCGCUGUUUCCGCCACGGCGAGUCCUGCCUGGGCCACCAGCUCCCCUGCUGCGACGCCUGCGACACCUGCUACUGCCGCUUCUUCAACGCCAUCUGCUACUGCCGCAGCAUUGGGCAGGCCUGUUCCCACGGGCGCCAUUAACUGCCUGGCUGCAGAACCCGCCCCCAAAACCCGCCGGCCCCCAAAAACCUGCCCCCAGAACCCGCUCGCCCCCACAACACGCCCUCCACAGGCCUGUUCCCACGGGCGUCACUAACCGCCCGGCCACAGAACCCGCCUGCCCCCACAACCCGCUUGCCCUCAAAACUGAUAGCCCCGCCCCCAAAACCCACUUGCCUCGACAACCCGCCCUCCACAGUCCUGUAGCCAUGACGCCAACUGAUAGCCCCCCUCCCACAACCUGCCUGUCACAAUCCUGUAGCCAUGGCAAAGACUGAUAGCCUUGCCCCCAAAACCCACUCACCCCGACAACAGUCCUGUAGCCACAGCACCGACUGUUAGCCCUCCUCCCAGGACCUGCCCGUCACAGUACUGUAACCAUGGUACCAACUGAAAGCCCUCCUCCCAGAACCUGCCCGUCACAAUCCUGUAACCACGGUACCAACUGAAAGCCCUCCUCCCAGAACCCGCCCGUCACAAUCCUGUAACCACGGUACCAACUGAUAGCCCCCCUCCCACAACCUGCCUGUCACAAUUCUGUAGCCAUGGCAACGACUGAUAGCCUUGCCCCCAAAACCCACUGACCCCGACAACCCCCCUCCUGCAGUCCUGUAGCCACAGCACCGACUGUUAGCCCUCCUCUCAGAACCUGCCCGUCACAGUACUGUAACCAUGGUACCAACUGAAAGCCCUCCUCCCAGAACCCACCCGUCACAAUCCUGUAACCACGGUACCAACUGAAAGCCCUCCUCCCAGAACCUGCCCAUCACAAUCCUGUAACCAUGGUACCAACUGAAAGCCCUCCUCCUAGAACCCACCCGUCACAAUCCUGUAACCACGGUACCAACUGAAAGCCCUCCUCCUAGAACCCACCCGUCACAAUCCUGUAACCACGGUACCAACUGAAAGCCCUCCUCCUAGAACCCACCCGUCACAAUCCUGUAACCACGGUACCAACUGAAAGCCCUCCUCCCAGAACCCGCCCAUCACAAUCCUGUAACCACGGUACCAACUGAAAGCCCUCCUCCCAGAACCUGCCUGUCACAAUCCUGUAACCAUGGUACCAACUGAAAGCCCUCCUCCCAGAACCCGCCCGUCACAAUCCUGUAACCAUGGUACCAACUGAAAGCCCCUCUCCCAUAACCUGACCCUCCUCUGGCCUGUUGCUACGGCACCAACUGAAACCAAUGUGAGCCUUUUACCACUUUCGUAAGGUUACGCAUUUGGGGUGCCCCGACUGAGGUGGAAUUUUUUGGGUCAAAUGAUGAUCGUGACUUUUGGGGGAAAUCAAGUCAACUGACAUCUGGUCUGUUAAUGUUCUGUUUUCAAUUUGGCAGAAUUUCACAAAGCCAGAUGUGAAAUAGAAUUUGCAGCACAAAAAAAAAAAAAAAAAAACAUGCCUCAGCAGGUCUGUAGUUAUUUUUAUCAUUGUGUUUGCUCCUCUGA